This is a messenger RNA of Tripterygium wilfordii, 1671 nucleotides long. RefSeq names its product beta-amyrin 28-monooxygenase-like. Gene Ontology annotation, biological process: sterol metabolic process. Bases 98 to 1516 code for a protein of 472 amino acids. Gene Ontology annotation, molecular function: monooxygenase activity; iron ion binding; heme binding. The record is from RefSeq and is a predicted model, not a curated record. Lineage: Eukaryota; Viridiplantae; Streptophyta; Magnoliopsida; Celastrales; Celastraceae. The transcript has 3 exons.
AUUGGUCAUUCCCUGAACCCUCUAUAUAUAUUCUCUUCAUUUGGGUUCUGAUAGACAACAACAAUUAGUGGGUUUCCCUUUAAAUCAAGCCCUCUCCAUGGAUCCUCAAGUUCUGGUACCUGCAGUGAUCUUCAUUGUGUCCUGUUACUUUCUUUACAGACGCAUAUCUGGUGCCAAAAAGCUUCCACCAGGGAGCUUAGGAUGGCCGAUAAUCGGCGAAACAAUUCCAUUCCUAUACAACAAACCAGAGAACUUUGUUGGAGAGAGAAUGAAAAGGUACUCAUCACAGGUGUUCAAGACCAGUAUAUUUGGUGAAAAAACUGCUGUGUUAUGUGGACCAGCUGGUAACAAGUUUAUGUUCACUAAUGAGCAAAAACUUGUCAAGGUUUGGCACCCACACUCAAUGCAGAGGCUCUUCUAUUCCAACAAGCCUCAACAGGCUGCUCCUGAGCCUGCUCCAGCUCCACAAGAGGCUGCGGGGAAGCAAGGCGCGCUGCGUUCCACCGGUUUCCUCAAACCAGAAGCAGUGAUGAGGUACUUGGACAAGAUUGAUAUGCUCACCAAGCUUCACUUGAAGACACAUUGGGAAGGAAAAGAACAAGUUGUGGUAUAUUCCAUCACAAAAACUUAUACCUUGGGCUUGGCUUGUCAAUUGUUCAUGGGAGUGAAUGAUCCGGACAGAGUAGCUAGACUCGUUGGAAAAUUUGAUGAACUGACAGAUGGAUUCCACACAAUGGGAUGGAACAUUCCAGGGACAGCAUUUUAUAAAGCAAAAAAGGCAGCCGCGGCAAUCCGAGAGGAGAUUCAACAGGUAAUCAAGGAGAAGACAGAUGCCAUGGCAAGUGGUGCUCAGAUGCAAGAUAUACUUUCAUACAUGAUUAGAGCAGGUCAGGAAGGCAAGUUCAAAUCCCCAGCUGCUAUUGCUGAGGCAAUCAUGGGAUUGAUUUCAGCUGGUUAUAGCACAACAGCCACAGCACUUACAUUUGCAAUGAAAUUCAUCGGAGAAAGACCCGACGUAUAUCAGAAGAUCCUCUCUGAGCAAAUGGAGAUCAAAUCAUCUGAAGACUUUAAGGGAGUUCUUGAUUGGGAUCACCUGCAGAAGAUGAAAUACACAUGGAAUGUAGCAAGUGAGACCAUGAGACUAAUAGCACCUCUGCAAGGAAUGUAUAGAGAAGCCAUAACUGACAUAACAUAUGCUGGUUUCACUAUUCCUAAAGGCUGGAAGCUUUAUUGGACAGUUAGUUCAACAAACAAGAACCCUGAGUACUUCCCUAACCCAGAAAAGUUCGAUCCUACGAGGUUUGAAGACGGAAAUGUACCCUACACAUUUGUUCCAUUCGGAGGAGGACCAAGAAUGUGCCCUGGGAAAGAGUAUGCAAGAGUUGUGAUUCUAACUUUCAUUCACAAUGUUGUGACAAAGUUCAAGUGGGAUCUUGUGUUUCCAAAUGAGAAAGUCAUCGGUGACAUGGUUCCUGCUCCAGAACUUGGCGUUCCAAUUCGCCUUCACUCAAACUAGCCUGCUGUUGAAACUUCAAAGCCACCUUUGUCAUUUAAUUUUGUCUCCUCUCCAAAUUUUUUUUUGUUUACUUCUUGUUUUUUUUUUUAUUUUUUGGUAUUAUAUGUAACAGAUUUUCAGAAAUAAUAGUUUUUACACAGUUGUUUUUGUACUAA